Rhinocladiella mackenziei CBS 650.93 is the source of this 471-nucleotide messenger RNA. RefSeq lists its product as uncharacterized. The transcript has a single exon. NCBI's taxonomy places the organism in Eukaryota, Fungi, Ascomycota, Eurotiomycetes, Chaetothyriales, Herpotrichiellaceae. The record is from RefSeq and is a predicted model, not a curated record. Bases 1 to 471 code for a protein of 156 amino acids.
AUGGAAGUCUUCUUCAUCUCCCCAACCAUCAGUGCCGACGGCCAGACACCAAAUCGCAUCUACACUCCAUUCCGAGACCUCUCUCCAAAACAUCAUUACAUUGACCUCGAUCUGUCGACGGUUUGGACUCUGGAAAUCACCCAAUUAUGCCCGAACAGGUAUACAAACCCGCCAACGGCUGGAAGUGCUGUGAUUGUCGAGAAUAUUAUUUGCUUCACAACACUCAAUGCCUUCGCUGCCAUCAUCAAAAAUGCCCUGCUUGUCCUCCAACGAUUGUCAAGCAGCAGAGGGCGUCGAGAAUGGAAGAUAGGCCUAUUCCUCGACGUUAAUACGUCCCAUUCUGGUGGUCUCGUUGGUCUCCUACUCCACGAUCGUGUGAGAUGUGACACUAACAUAGCGGACAAGGACUUUGAAAUGGCUACGAAAAUCAAAGAAACGUCGUCACAUGAAAAAUCUGGUCAAGACUUAUGA